GCCGCGUAGGUCGUCGAGGCCAGCGUGAUCCGAUAAUGGCAAUCACUAGCAUGUUCCCGAGUGUCCACAGCUUCCAAAGCCUGGCAUGAGCUCACCGGACGAUUGGCAGGCGGGCGUGUUCGCGGAGGCCCAGCGGAGAACAGAUGCAAAGUCCACGGGCAUGCUGGCCCGGUGGUGCUACACUAAUUGGGAAGGCGAGUGCGUAGUUGCGCAUGGCUUCGAGACUACCUGGGAUUGGUUGAAGCUCAAUUGCACGGCCAAAGGUGAGCGUACAUCUGGGGGUGUGGAAGAACAGAUUGAGGACGCCCAAGAUGGGGUCCGCUAUUUCAAAACAGUUGGCAGGGGGCCCGAAUUGUUUGCAGUUGCUGGAAAGACGAUGUACUAUCACAUGUCGAAAGGUUGCAUGGCGCGGCUGUUGCAGAUCAAGAGCUCGCCUGGCAAGAGCGAGGAUUGCUGGUACAGGUAUCCUUCUUUUCAUAUUCUUGAUCUCGGUGUGGUGGCGCCAGCUGGCGCUCCUCAGGUCGCGCGUGACACUUUACAGUGGCCCUUGGAUUCCAGAGGGGGCGGACCCAGAUGGGAAAACCAUCCUUGCGGCUGGAAGUCCAUUGGCUGCUCUUAACCUCGU
Prorocentrum cordatum is the source of this 625-nucleotide messenger RNA. The record is from the annotation of a GenBank genome assembly. NCBI's taxonomy places the organism in Eukaryota, Dinophyceae, Prorocentrales, Prorocentraceae.